AUGACCAGCCCAGACUACCACUUAAUUGGCCUAUACACUCGCUAUUCCAGUAAGCACCAGAAACCCAACUUCAAGACAGAACCCCCACUAAGCCCUAAAUCAGGCUGGACAUCGCGCGUGGAAGCAGUCCUGGAGUACUUCCAGAUCCCGUACACCCAUCAAUUCGUCAAUAUUUCCGAAGUACUAAGUCCAUUCACACAUCCAAAUAGAUUCAACAACUUACAAUCCCAGAUAAAAGCCAUCUCGCCAACAGGUCUCGUCCCUGUCCUGCAAUGCCACUCCCUCUCAGCAACCAUAGGCGAUUCUCUCGCGAUCUGCGAGUUCCUCGCUGAGUCAAACCCCACGCUCGCUCUCUGGCCGAAAGAUCGCCAGCUGCGUGCUCUGGCCCGCACCACCGCGGCCCAAAUGCAUUCCGGGUUCCCUGUGCUCCGGAACAACUUCUACACGAAUUUCCUUGCCAAAUAUACCGGCAAUAUCCCGAUCCCUGACGGCGCAGCUGCUGAGCUUGUGCGAAUGUUCCAGAUUUGGGAUUCUGCGCGCAAGGCGACAAAGGAGCGUUUUGCUGUGCUCGGGGAGGCUGAUGAGGGCUUUUUGUUUGGCGGGUUCAGUAUUGCUGAUGCGUUCUUUUGGCCGGUUCUUUGGCGGUUCCGUUCGUAUGGCCUUUCGCUAGAGGGUGCUGGGCCUGACGCUUUGGAUUGGAUGGCGAAAAUGUGGAAUGAUCCUGUAUUCAAGACUUUGUCUGACAAGUACUUCCGUCAGGCUGAGGACCCUGAGACUUGUAUUGAGCAUUAUGAUGAUAUCUUCCGGGAUAAGUCUGAUGUGCAGUAUAGUCUGUUUUCCAAGGACUGGGUUUUCUCGGCGUCUGCUGGUGGGCAGUAA
Molecule: messenger RNA, 879 nt
Organism: Penicillium soppii
Lineage: Eukaryota; Fungi; Ascomycota; Eurotiomycetes; Eurotiales; Aspergillaceae
Product: glutathione S-transferase
Exons: 2
Coding region: 1-879 (292 amino acids)
Biological process (GO): glutathione metabolic process; L-phenylalanine catabolic process
Molecular function (GO): glutathione transferase activity; maleylacetoacetate isomerase activity
Source: RefSeq, a predicted model, not a curated record